CCUGAGAUUUUAAGUUAAUUUAACAACACAUUGGUAUAUUCAUGGUUUUCUGAUUUGGUGUACUGACGGUAAACGGUUGGACGGUUUACUGAGUUCACAACUGAAGCACAAGUCUCAACUUUGUUUUAUAAAUUCAUAACGUAAUUCUAAAAAGCAUAUUGUGUGUAUAUAUAUAUAUAUAUAUAUGUGUGUGUGUGUGUGUGUUUGUAUGUAUGUAUGUGUUUCUUAAAUAUCUAAAAUUCUAAUAUUCCAAGUCAAAUUAAAUUGGCCAAAUCUAGCACUAGAAAGAAAAAGUAGUAAAAUUACUUUUCUCCUUUACAUAUUUAAUACAGAGAUCUCACUUGCCAUUUUUCAAUAAAAAGAAGGGAGAAAAAAAAUGAUGGAACUAAUGUAUUUUCUAUUUUCUCUCUCCGGCUAGUCAGGUGAGGGAUAGUGAACUUUUAAGGCCUGGGAUUCUUCUUUUUCUUGAGCUUACCAAGACAAAGACCUUCUUGUGUCUCAUACAGGCUCUGAAAAGCAUGACCGGGAACAGUGUUAUGAUAACAUAUAGCAAUUCAGCACUGCUCAUCUCCUCAGACUACUCUCUACUCGCCAUUCGCUACAGACCAAACCAAGUGUGUCUCUAGAACAGAGCAAAUUUCAUUGAGAAGAUCUCAAUUCUGAUGGGUGAGUAGAACGUGUAUUCUACAAAGAUCUACUUGGUAGCUUAUCUCACUUUCAGCUAUGAGGUUUGAGGACAUCCUUCAUGAAAUUGGUGGCUUCAACAAGUUCCAGUUUCUGAUUCUAUACAUCCUGUGGCUCCCACGGAUCAUCCUUCCACUGCAUUUCCUGCUCCACAACUUCAUCUCAGGUGUUCCACCCCAUCACUGUGCCCUUCCUCACUUGGACGACCGGUACACAGGAGGCACAGAGAAGGACGGUGAAUCGGCACAGAUUCUGGCUUUUGGCAUCCCACGUAAUGCAGAUGGCUCCUUCAGCUCCUGCAAGAUGUACCCUCUUCCUUUGGACUUUGACCCUAAUGGUGACCUAUCCCGACUGUAUGGAAACCGAUCAAAUGUUUCGGUGCCAUGCCAGCACGGAUGGGUAUAUGACCGCUCACAGUUCACCUCAACAACCGCCACAGAGUGGGAUUUGGUAUGUGACAACAAAAAGCUAAACCAAGCCCUUGCCACCUUUUUCUUCAUCGGAGUGACAAUCGGUGCUAUCAUGUUUGGCCAGUUGGCAGAUAAGUUUGGUCGUAAGCCAAUGAUUCAGGUGUCCUUUGUGGUCAGUGCUAUUUUUGGAAUUGUUGAGGCCUUUUCUACAUCUUAUGUGAUGUUCGCCAUAGCAAGAGCCUUGUGCGGACUUGCCUUGACCGGGAUGUCUAUCACCACAGUGGCCCUGUGUAUUGAGUGGACAGACGUUAAACAUCGCACAUUUACGGGUACCAUUAUCAGUCUCGGAUGGAGUGUAGGGAACAUGCUUCUGGCUCUUCUGGCAUAUCUCAUCAGGGACUGGAGGCACCUCAUUCUGGUGGUGACAUCACCCUGCCUUGUUGGCAUAAUUGCCUGGUGGUGGAUUCCUGAGUCAGCAAGAUGGCUGCUGGCCAAUGGCAAGGUAGAAGAGGCACAGAAGUAUCUCACUCAGUGUGCUAAGAUGAAUGGAAAGUACAGUUACACUCAUAAACUGGACACUGAGUCCUUAAAGAAAAUCACCAUUACUGAGGUCUCCAACAAGAAUCAUUCCUACCUUGAUUUAGUGAGGACACCUAAACUGAGGAAGAUUGUGCUUUUCUCAGGGAUUUUCUGGUUUGCAGUUGCUUUUACCUACUAUGGCAUCAGCUUCAACAUCACUGGGUUUGGUCUGAACAUCUAUCUCACACAGUUUGUCUAUGGAGUCAUUGAAGUCCCAGCUAAGGUUGGGACCUACUUCACUCUGGACCGGAUUGGACGGAGAAACGGCCAGGCGUGGUCUCUCAUUAUAGCAGGAGCUCUGAUUGGACUAAACAGUAUAAUCCCAACAGAGUUUGCUGCUGUGCGUACAGGAAUUGCAGUUAUUGGGAAGGGAUUCUCAGAGGCAGCCUUUACCAUUGCCUUCUUGUACACAUCUGAGCUCUACCCUACUGUACUCCGGCAAUGUGGCUUGGGCUACACCUCUUUUAUAGCCCGUAUCGGAGGUUCACUGGCCCCCAUGGUCAUAUUAUUGGAGGACACAUGGCGCUUUGCACCGCCUGUAGUGUUUGCUGCCACUGCAGUUUUCAGUGGAGGUGUGGUCUUCCUUCUGCCCGAGACCACCAAUGUUCAGCUUCCAGAGAACGUUCUGGAUGUAGAGGAGGGGAGGCACACGGUGUCCACAGAAUCAGAGAGGGCUGUUGAACUCUCUGAGAUUAAUUCAGCACCUGCGGCUUUACAAGAGAAGGACUCAUAAAGGCGAAUGUUGUCAGAAGAACAAUGACUCCUUACAGUUCAACAUCCUUAUGGACAGAUGUGAAUAAAUAACAUCAACUACAAGACAUUUGUGGCACACAAGGGAUAAAAAAUGUCUUUGAGCUUUCACAAGACUAAAAAACUAAAAAACUAUUAAAAUAAGGUGUUUUUUUGUAUUUUAUCUUCUGUAGCUUGAAAAGAAAUAAAACGUAAUGGUGCUAAUGUUUGCAUGAUUCUUGUGUUCUUGUUCAUGUGCAUUUAUUCUUAUGAGAAAUAUUAAAAAUGUUUGUUAAUUUUGUAUCAUGGAAUGCAGUACAUAUGCAAUACACCCCUUUCAUAGACUGAAAUUUAGAAUUGAGAGAGUUUUGACCUUAGAAUUCAACACAUUGCAAAUGCUAAUAUGGUGAUGUUUUUGAAUGAUACAGGGUGCUUAGACUUAACACCAUUUCUUAACAGUAUUUGUAUUUUAAUAAUAACUUGCCUAUAAAUCUUUUUUUUUUUUUAGAGUCUCAAAUAAAUUAUUACCACUGUUAUAAACACUAUAUUGCCAAAAGUUUUGGGACGCCUGCCUUUACGUGCACAUGAACUUUAAUGACAUCCUAUUCUUAAUCCGUAGGGUUUA
Messenger RNA from Ctenopharyngodon idella (grass carp), 3027 nucleotides. It is a transcript of the gene slc22a7a, whose product is annotated as solute carrier family 22 member 7a. The record is from RefSeq and is a predicted model, not a curated record. The transcript has 10 exons. Lineage: Eukaryota; Metazoa; Chordata; Actinopteri; Cypriniformes; Xenocyprididae. Gene Ontology annotation, cellular component: membrane. Gene Ontology annotation, molecular function: transmembrane transporter activity. The coding region runs from base 724 to 2406 and encodes 560 amino acids. Gene Ontology annotation, biological process: transmembrane transport.